GGGAGGCGCCAUGGUCUUCUUCCUCUCGGUCAUGGCCUAUGACCGCCUUGUUGCCAUCUCUCGGCCCCUCCACUAUGUCACCAUCAUGAACAGUCAGCACUGCAUGGGGCUGGUGGUGACAGCCUGGAUGGUAGGUUUUGUGCAUUCCAUUGCCCAACUGGUUCUGAUGCUCCCAUUGCCUUUCUGUGGCCCCAACAUCCUGGAUAACUUCUACUGUGACGUCCCACAAGUGCUGAGACUUGCCUGCACUGACAUCUCCCUCCUGGAGUUUCUCAUGAUCUCCAACAGUGGAAUGCUGGAUGUUGUCUGGUUCUUUCUCCUCCUGACCUCCUACUUAGUCAUCCUGGUGAUGCUGAGGUCCCACUCUGGGCAGGCGAGGAGGAAGGUGGCUUCCACCUGCACCACCCACAUCAUCGUCAUGUCUAUGGUUUUCAUUCCAAGCAUUUACCUCUAUGCCCGGCCCUUCACCCCCUUCUCCAUGGACAAGGCUGUGUCCAUCAGCCACACGGUCAUGACCCCCAUGCUCAACCCCAUGAUCUACACCCUGAGGAACCAGGAGGUGCAGGCAGCAGUGAGGAGACUAGGGAGGCGCCAGCUGGUUUGUAAAAGGGAGCAACAAUGAGUAGGUCAUUUCUCCUUGGCUUUGUUUUCCAUUUGUAGAAUGGAGGGAAAGCUACUGUAUUGGCUGACUUCAUAGUUUGUGGGUAUGUUGUGGAGGUCAUCAUAGAAGUGACUGAGUUUCGAAACUAAGCAACUGACUCAGAUUUUUAGGAAAAGGGAAAAAGUCCUCUCUGGUGGCUAAGGUUUAUGCUGAAGUUCUAAAACUCCUGCUACAAUGAGAAGUGUUCUCAUGGCUCCAGAAAGCCACACCCUUCUUUUCCUCUUCUUGGUGGAUAGUUUAUUCUUAUGAGGAGGCUAUUUCCCCAGGGAAAGCAGUUCUAGUUUAGGUAUUUUCCCAGCCACUUUUGGUCGGUGUCCAGAGUGUUAGAGAAAGCACAGGCCUUGAAGCCUUAGCCCUAAAUUGAGAGCCCCUGACCCAUUUGUUCCCAGACUGGUGACCUGGAGCAGCUACCUGGCCUCUCUUGAAUGUAUGGAUUCUUCCUCCCCACACUGGCAUAGUCCCAAUAAUCUCACAGAUUUGUUAUAAGAUUCCAAAACAUGUAGAAGAAUAUUUUAUAAACCUUACAUAGAACCUAGGCAAGGAUUAUUGUCAUUCUUCUCCCUGACAUUUCUCCUCUCAUCAGAUGUGUAGUGCUUUGGAGGGGUUUGGCGGCAAUCCCUCAGUGUAGUGAGGGAGGCCUGGAGGGGGUGGGGGCUGAGCUCCAGAGGGCCAUGCAACAUGCCCAAGAGUGAAACAGAGAACAGAGGGUGAGCAUAAAUUCAGGGGCAUGUCUGCAAGAAAAUAUUCUUAUUUUCAUUUGUGAUGGAUGAUUUGAGCUCUUAUGACAAUAAGAUGUAGUCUCAUGGAAGCAUUCUGGAAAGCUACACUCUCAUUUCUGCCUUCUUGGUGGACAGUUUCCCAUUAUGAUGAUACCAUUUCUCCAUAAGAGCUAUCUAUUGUCUGUGUUUUGACCUCUUUUUCCAAUACUCUGUUUUGGUGUGAGUCUGGAUUGUUGGAAACAGCACAAGAUUUAAAAGUUAAUCUUUAAACCUAUCACUUACCAAACUGAUGAUGACCUGGGGAUGAUUCACUUGGCCUCAUGACUUCUUCUUCAAUAAACUUGCUUAAAUUAAUAUCUGACCUCCGAACUCCACAUUUAUUAUAAGAAUCAAAUAAAAAAAUCAUGUGAGAUAACAUUGGGUAAACCAUGUAACUAUUUUCUUCCAGCCUUUUUUGAUGCUUUUAUUUUAUCUUCAAAUUUGAAAAUGUCAUCAAUGUU
Molecule: messenger RNA, 1880 nt
Organism: Mirounga angustirostris (Northern elephant seal)
Lineage: Eukaryota; Metazoa; Chordata; Mammalia; Carnivora; Phocidae
Product: olfactory receptor 4D2-like
Exons: 1
Coding region: 11-622 (203 amino acids)
Biological process (GO): G protein-coupled receptor signaling pathway
Cellular component (GO): plasma membrane
Molecular function (GO): olfactory receptor activity
Source: RefSeq, a predicted model, not a curated record